AUGCAUUUUUUUUUCGUGCUGAUAACUUACAUCACAAGCAAUUGGAAAAGCUACCGUCUCCCAAUAGCUGCCGCCAUUGUCAAUGCCCAAGAAGGCGCAUCACUACUCGUUGCAGCUAUCGUCGCAUAUGUAGCAGACGAACGUUUGGGUCGAUUCAAGGUCGUUGGUUACACCACUGCAGCUUUCAUCACUAGAUUAGUGAUAUUAUGUUUUGAGUAUAAAGACAGUAGAAUAUUUUACGUGGCACUGCUACUUGUAACCCUGGGGAAGGGUGGACGAAGUCCAACUCUGAAAGCAUUUCUCAAAGAUCAGUUUGGUCGGAACCAGAACUCCCAAGUGGCAGAGGCAGAGUAUCAGAACCGGGAAAAGGCCGAGGCUCGACACCAGUUUUAGUGGUGUACUUCUUGGUUUCUUGGUGUCCUCAUUUUUACUAUAGUUUCAAUCUCAAGCCGCCUAUCAUUGAAGAAACCUAUCCUGAUUUCAUCAAUAAUAACUGGAACGGCUUCUUUGUUCUUUGUGCAAGGCAUUAGGUGUUACAGCAAAAAACCACCCGAAAGAAAAAUUACAUUACAGAUCAUGAACGGCUGGAGAAGAUUAGUCCCCUUUUGGAUAACACUCCUCGUCUAUUGUCUGGUGGAGGCAGCCGGCACCACAUUCUUCCUCGAACAAAGUGACUAUCUGGAAAUUGGAAUCGGCAACGGUUUCAAAAUUCCUCUAAAUUAUUUCUCUGUCCUUAGUUCCUUAACAACCUUGUAACUGCGGGGUUGGUUGAUUUUGUAACCUCUAAGUUGUGUAACAAAAACCAACGAAAGCGUGCUUUUGUCAUGAGAAUUACACUCGGAAUGCUUGUUUCGUUUUUGUGUUGCAUAACAGCUUGGAAGGUGGAGGUUCGCAGAUUGAAGUUAAUCAAAGAAUAUGGGAUCCCCAAAAGCGAAGUUGAGAAGAUUCCGAUGAGUAUUUUGUGGUUGACUCCUCAGUAUUUACUGUUAGGAAUCAUGAGCGGACUUGUUGAGGCAGGGAUGGAGGGUUGUUUCUAUAACCUCGUCCCGGGAUCCAUGAAAGUUUAUGAGUUACUGUUCAAAGAAAUCGUGAUGGGAAUGGGGAAAUUUCUUAGUAUAUUAACCAUAUAUGCUUUCAGAGGGUGGUUUGGUGACGAAAGUAGCACAAGUCAUCUGGACAGAUAUUUUCUGAUGCUGGCGAUGAUAAGCUUAGGUUCAUUGGCUUUCUUUAGUGUCGCUGCAUACGCAUGUUAUUGGAAGAUAGCUCCAGAAGAGGAUGUGGUGGGUAGUAAUAUGGAAAUGGAAGAGGGUCUGGCACAAGCAACUCCUGCAUCCUCCUCCGGUGAACCCUUGGGAAAUGCAUCCUCAGCUGAACAGUUAAUUACCCAGGAAUUCUCCACUAAAAGGGUACUGAAAGGAGCCUCAUCGCCUCCUUAUUUCCCUUUACAUGGUGAUUCAAUGGCUACUAGUGGUUGGAAUGAUGUUGGGAGAAAAUCAUUGAGGAACCGAAGUUUCGGGAAUCGGGUCCAAAAGGGGGGGUGAUAGCAGAUCCAAUUAACUGCAAAACUUGAAACUCAACAGUGGGUUCAAAUACAUAUACAGGUGGAGUAGUGUUAUAGCACCCGUUAUUAUUUGCAAGUAAAAUGGGUGGAGUUGAGAUCUUUUACAAAUUUUAUGUUAGUAUUUAUUAUAGAGUUGACCAUGUAUUGGUUUUGUUUUGUACAGGUUUAGACGUAAUUUAGUAUUAUUCAUGGCCAACUUGUAGACGUAAACUCUUAAAUAGGUGAUUGCUAAA
Gossypium raimondii (Peruvian cotton) is the source of this 1794-nucleotide messenger RNA. RefSeq names its product protein NRT1/ PTR FAMILY 5.4. The transcript is spliced from 2 exons. The record is from RefSeq and is a predicted model, not a curated record. The coding region runs from base 1 to 393 and encodes 130 amino acids. Lineage: Eukaryota; Viridiplantae; Streptophyta; Magnoliopsida; Malvales; Malvaceae.